Molecule: messenger RNA, 5128 nt
Organism: Micropterus salmoides (largemouth bass)
Lineage: Eukaryota; Metazoa; Chordata; Actinopteri; Centrarchiformes; Centrarchidae
Gene: slc1a4
Product: solute carrier family 1 member 4
Exons: 8
Coding region: 142-1737 (531 amino acids)
Biological process (GO): L-serine transport; L-glutamate transmembrane transport
Cellular component (GO): plasma membrane
Molecular function (GO): L-serine transmembrane transporter activity; symporter activity; L-aspartate transmembrane transporter activity
Source: RefSeq, a predicted model, not a curated record
UUGGCUCUCUCUCCGCUCUUGUGCUCAGCCCUCACACCGGUCCAUCCUUCUCACAGCAGAGUGCGUGCGCCAAACGUGUGUGUGCAUCUGGCAGCUUUGGAACCGGACUCAGCUUCCCACGUUUCUCUGAAGAGGAAAAAUAUGGAGAAAAAGAGCGAGAUCAACGGGCAUGCCAUGCCCAGCUCGGCCUCUACCGACCGGAUCCUGGAGAAGAGGGCGCAGAGGAGCUUCAGGGAGAAGCUGGUGGAGUUUCUGAGAAAGAACCUGCUGGUGAUCAUGACGGUGUCCGGGGUGCUGGUGGGCGUCGGGCUCGGGAUGAUGGUCCGCAACAUGAACCUGACCAAGGCGCAGAUGACCUACUUCGCCUUCCCCGGAGAGAUGCUCCUCCGGAUGCUGAAGAUGAUCAUCCUGCCCUUGGUCGUCUGCAGCCUCAUAUCCGGCGCCGCCAGCCUGGACACCCGCUCCCUGGGCAAGUUGGGGGGCAUCGCAGUCGCCUACUUUCUUGUGACCACGCUGAUCGCCUCGGGGAUCGGGGUGGCCCUGGCCUUCAUCAUCAAACCCGGCGUGGGCGCAGGAGCCCUGAACACCAACAGCCUGGGACUGGAGAGCGUCAGCAGCAACAAGGAGACCACUGACUCGUUUUUAGACCUGGCCAGGAAUUUAUUCCCAGCGAACUUGGUAGCUGCUGCUUUCCGUUCUUAUGCCACUGGCUACAAGAUGGUUGCUGUAGGGAAUGACACCAAUGGGACCACCCUCUAUCAAAAGGUGCCUGUUGGUACAGAAACAGAUGGCAUGAACAUCCUGGGUCUGGUGUUAUUUGCCAUGGUGUUUGGCGUGGCACUGAGGAAGCUGGGAGAUGAGGGGGAGGAACUAAUUCGUUUCUUCAAUGCUUUCAACGAGGCCACCAUGGUGCUGGUGUCUUGGAUCAUGUGGUAUGUCCCUUUUGGCAUCAUGUUCCUUGUCGGAAGUAAGAUUGUAGAGAUGGAGGAUGUGAUUCUUCUGGUUACUAGUCUGGGAAAGUACAUCUUUGCUUCAAUCCUGGGCCACAUUAUCCACGGAGGCAUCGUCCUGCCCCUCAUCUACUUCGCCUUCACGCGCAAGAACCCCUUCAGUUUCCUGGCAGGCCUUAUCACGCCUUUCACCACUGCCUUCGCCACCUGCUCCAGUUCAGCAACUCUUCCGUCUAUGAUAAAAUGUGUGGAGGAGAACAACGGCGUGGACAAACGCAUCAGCCGCUUCAUCCUUCCCAUCGGGGCCACUGUUAACAUGGAUGGGGCGGCCAUAUUCCAGUGCAUCGCCGCUGUCUUCAUCGCUCAGCUCAACAAUGCUGAGCUGAACGCUGGACAGAUCUUCACCAUCCUGGUGACAGCCACAGCCUCAAGUGUCGGUGCGGCAGGUAUCCCAGCAGGCGGCAUCAUUACCAUAGCAAUCAUCCUGGAAGCCAUCGGCCUGCCGACCAACGACCUGUCCCUCAUGCUGGCUGUUGACUGGAUUGUGGAUCGUACCACCACAGUGGUGAAUGUGGAGGGCGACGCUCUGGGAGCUGGAAUCCUCCACCACAUCAACCAGCGGGAGAUGAAGAAGCAGCAGGAGCAGCAGCAGCAGGAAGGGGAACUGGCCGAAGUCCGAGUGGAGGCGGUGGCCAAUGUCCACGCGGAGGAGGAGACCUCGCCGCUCGUCACGCACCAAACCAAAGCCUUAGAUGCCAUGCCAGAAGCUAUCGAGUCUGUCCUGUGAACUCAGCAAGACUUUUUUUCUUGCUCCCUGACCUUUGGAUACUUCUGACGUUGCUGCUGACACCAUUCUGACUUAGUGUCCAUUCAAAAAACAAGUUCACUGAUGGUUUCACUUGUGAGGAGAAGUCCCAUCCUAACCGUGCAGAGCACUGACAGUCUACAGUACACCUAGUGCUUCUGUUGUGCUUUUGUAAUUUGGUCACAUGGGCUUGUGUCUCAAUAACUGGGUUUCCAUCUAAGCAUUUUAAUCCAAAUUAGGAUAUGAUGAAUUUAACAAUUAUUGAUUUUGAAAAAAUAUUCCCUAAUCUAGCUAAAAAGUAAAAUUUUAUUAUUAUUAUUGUAUUUUCAAACAUUUUGAUUAAAGCAUUUUGCGAUAAACAGUGUUAGAAACACACUUUGUGUAAAAUGUCCUCAAAACAUUCCCAUAAAUGUCGUAGCUGUGUUUUUCUCAUGUACUGUAUGAGACGCUCACAGCCAUUGGUUUGUGCAUUGGAACAUCAUCAAGUACAUUUUGUUCUUUGAUAUCUUCAGACAGCAAAUACAAUGACCAACACUAACUAUAGAUCACUAACAACUUGCCAACUGCUGCCAUGUCAAAGUGUCUAAAUGCUUGACAGCGUCUGUCCUAACUUAAUUACACGUUUGGGAUACCUGUUCAAUCACUUCAACUCAGUUGUUGAAAAGGAUGUUUUUGCAUUUUUUUUUGUUCAGCUCAUUUGCUUUACAUUCUUAGGAAACAGCAAAUUCUGUCUUUCAAAGUCAACUCAGAUUGAAAAGGGGACUGUGUGGUCCCAGGUUUGUCAUAAGUGGUUUGUUUACAAGAUGUGCCCAGAGUUUUGUUUGCUGACCGUCUGCAGACAAUGUCAAACAUUAACCCUUGAAAUGACAGGUCAAGAAUUUGACCUAUUUUUAAACAAGUCUCAUGCAACCUUUAGCUAGUGACAAACACUAUGGUAAAGCAUUUUGAAUGUUUGAACAUUUGACGUAGUGUGUUUAUAUACAUACCAUUGUGGUAUUGUGGUGUGAGAAAACCCAUUGAUACCUGUUUUAACCCCUGACUAAUCCUAUUUAUCCCUGAGUAAACAGAACCUUGGGGUUAAUGUUCUCUAAAUCCACGAUCCUCUAACUUAAUACCAUGGGGAAAUACCUCAUAAAAAGCCAAUUGCAGGUACAUAACUUUACCUGCGUUUGUUUCCUAGAUGAUAUCAGCAUUUUCCAAGCACGUUCCUCUAAUAUUGCAGUUACCAGCGGUAACUAUAUACCAACUAUAUACCAGCGGUAUAUAGUUGCUUUACAAAUUUGCUCCUGGAGUCUGUGUACUAAUAAUGGCUACACACUGAAUACACUCAGAUUGCUAACUCUCAAAAGCUGCAUUUAUGCAUCAGCACCUUUUGGAAUUAGCGCAAAUCAGCAUGUAUUGGCAUCUUACUUACCAAUUACAAAAUGCUUUCAAACAAUACAUUAGUGCGACUUAUUCAUAAAAGUAGCAGGUAGUUUUGUUUAUACAUUACAGAGGAGUUCGGUCAGUAGCAAGUUUGUUUGGGGUGUUGUUUGCUAGCUAAAAGCAAUGCAUUUUAACAUGCAGCUAUCAGUCAGCCAACAUGUGGCUCUUAUGUCUUAGCUAUUGUUUGCUUAGCUAAUAAACCAGUUGUUUAGACUAAGUCAUGGUUAGCUGACCUGAUACUGGAGUUAGCUAGUAAUUGUAACAAAUGAAACAGAUUGUACGAAAAUAUUUAGAUAUGGUGAAAAGAUCAGCUCUUAGUCAAAAACAGAACAAAAAUGAACAUUAUAUGUUGAGACCUGUUGAGACAGCAAAUUACUAACUAGGUAAAUGCAACCUGCUAUUGUUGCUCAAAAGCUGAAGACCUCCAUAUCUAAAGGCAUCUUGACAAGCUUACGGGAUCUAAUUACAGUUAACUAAACAUUCAUUUUGCAGGUACCGUAAACACACUUGUUUGUCUGACAUCGUGAAAACACUCCAGUCUCACAUUUGUUAAAGAACAGAUAUUCAACUUAUGGUUGUCAGUAAGGUCAGUAGUUCAGGAUUAAGACAUCCAAGCAGAGACUUCACUCAAAAAUCAAACCUUCAUCAAAUGUUUACACACAAAUACUGGACCAAAAUGCACGAUGAGUUCACAUCAUACUGUAUGUCAUUAUUUUGUGAAUCCAUCCUUUGAUUUCAGAGUGUUUUUCUCAGUGGUGUUUCAGAGGCUUGCACCGUGAUGUUAGCCUGAAAGUUAUUAAUGUUUGUUAAUAUUUUUAUUUUAAUUGUUUUUAAGAACAGAGGUGAUGUGCUUGAUAGAUCAUUUUAAAGGGAACAUUGGUCAUUGCCAUUAUCAUGGCUCACUUGGUAUUUACUGUCGGGUGCUUUUCCUUGAUCUGGGGAUAAGAACUGUGAGACUAGACUUGCACCAUGCUAUAGUUGAUGUCAGUGCAGUAUGAUAUAAGGUUUGAUGUGAAGGAAACUGCCAAAUUUCUGAUGGUUUAGCAGAAAGUCGCUCUUUAGGAUGCAGGACUUGCCUGAAAGGAUGCGCCUCUGCUGCCCUCUAGUGGUGGUGACAUUAAUGUAUUAGUGUGAAAGUAGUAAACUGAGGAUGUGCACCUCUCAGAGUUUGCUUGAACCAUUUUUGUGUCUGUCUCUAACACUUGUUUUCAGCUGGCUUUGUUGAACGAUAACUGUGCUAAUAUUUCCUAUUUAUUUGAUCUAUUAUUUAACAUUCAUAGGGAACAGCUAGCGAUCAGACUGCUCCGGACCCGAGUCUUGUGUUAUGCUCUAUUUUAAAGUGAAGACGACUAAGAGAGACAGACAUAGCCUGAUGUCAUGUAAACUUAAUGUGUUAUGUUGCUGUCAUCUAAUGUCUGAGAUGCUCAUAAUGACGUGGUGGUGCUGCUUUAGUUUUGAGUCAUGGUGUGUAUGUCUCCUUUAAUGAGGAAGUAAGCUACGUUUGAAAAUUUUUUACUCAUCAUUUGAGUUUUAACAGAUGACUUUUCUAAGCUAACAACUGCUCUGUUAACCUAAAGCUGAGUUUUAUGACUAGAGUUUGUUGAGUAUGUCGGGUACAAUUACUUGCAAUUACACAUAUUGUGGUAGGCCGACAUGUACUAUAUAUAUAUAUAUUUUGUUAUUAAUUUAUUUGUAAUUGAUUUAACUUUUUGUAUUAUUUGUACUUUCUCCUAUUAGUCAAAUUUUCUAUUGUUAUGAUCCAAUUUUAAUGAUGUGUUUCUGAUAACCUCUCAUUAGAAACGUAGUCUGUUGUGAUUUUUGUUUGGGAAUAGCUGCUACCUUGCCUGUGCCAUGUGAAUGUGUAACACUGUACAUCUGUCUCUUUGCUGUUGGUCCUGCUGUCUGUCAAAAUUAAAGGUGAUACACUACAUUUUUCAUGCAACCCAGA